AAGAAUUAUACCCAGCACCAAAUAAUCUUCACAAAUGCACUGCAGUUAUUAUUUCUCCAGCCUUGUGUGGCUCUUUCUUCUGUGUCAAGGAAAGUUUAUUUUGUGUCAAAAAGUUCACAGCACUGACUAUCCAGUUACAUCCUACCUUCCUGGAUUUGGGAAUCUCACUAAGGGAUAUAACAAAUAUCUCCGGCCAAAUUUUGGAGGAAAACCUGUGACAAUAGCAAUGACCCUUGAUGUUGCCAGUAUUUCCAGCAUUUCAGAAAGUGAUAUGGACUAUACUGCAACAAUAUAUUUGCGACAACGCUGGACCGAUCCCCGUCUGGUUUUUAAGGGAAACCGAAGUUUUACUCUGGACGCCCGGCUGGUGAAAUACCUAUGGGUACCUGACACAUAUAUUGUGGAGUCAAAAAGAUCUUUCUUACAUGAAGUUACAGUAGAGAAUCGGCUUAUACGGUUGUUCUCCAAUGGGACUGUCUUGUAUGCUUUGCGAAUCACCACCACUGUUGCAUGUAACAUGGAUCUUUCCAAAUAUCCACUGGAUACACAGACCUGUAAGCUGCAGAUGGAAAGCUGGGGAUAUGAUGAAAAUGAUGUACGUUUCAUGUGGCUGAGGGGAAAUGAUUCUGUCCAUGGCCUUGAGAAUUUGCGACUCUCACAGUACACAGUGGAACAUUUUUACACGCUUGUAACCAGGUCGCGUCAAGAAACAGGCAUUUAUCCAAGACUGGUCUUGCAAUUUGCGCUCAAGAGAAAUAUCCUUUAUUUUAUUCUGGAAACUUAUGUGCCCAGCAGUCUACUUGUCAUUUUAUCUUGGGUUUCUUUCUGGAUCACCCUGGAUUCAGUUCCUGCAAGAACAUGUAUCGGUGUGACCACAGUUCUCUCAAUGACAACUUUGAUGAUGGGGUCCCGAAAGUCAAUAACAAAUGCCAAUGGUUUCAUAAAAGCCAUUGACAUUUACCUGGGCAUCUGCUUCAGCUUUAUAUUUGGGGCUUUGGUGGAAUAUGCAGUAGCACAUUACAUCACAUCACAUAAACAUGCAGCUAAUGAGACCCAGAAGACUUCUACAAAAGAUUCCACCAGAGAAGCUGAAAAUAAAAUCACCAUUGAUAUCUUCAAUACAUCACUCACUGCCAAUCUCAAUCAAAAAAUAAAUUUUGUCUAUAUUGAUAAUGACUUUUGCAACAGCUUACCCUUGAGCCCAAAGGAUAAAAUUCAGUGCCUCUUGAAGAACAAAUUUCAGAAAUUCACCAGCUAUUUCACAAUUCAAAAUCCAAGCAAGAUUGAUCGCUAUUCGAAAUGGUUAUUUCCUUUUUUUUUCAUGUUAGUCAAUCUGUUCUACUGGGGCUAUUAUUUGAUUUUCUAG
Protobothrops mucrosquamatus (brown spotted pit viper) is the source of this 1366-nucleotide messenger RNA. It is a transcript of the gene GABRP, whose product is annotated as gamma-aminobutyric acid type A receptor pi subunit. Gene Ontology annotation, molecular function: GABA-A receptor activity; extracellular ligand-gated monoatomic ion channel activity; neurotransmitter receptor activity. NCBI's taxonomy places the organism in Eukaryota, Metazoa, Chordata, Lepidosauria, Squamata, Viperidae. The coding region runs from base 35 to 1366 and encodes 443 amino acids. Gene Ontology annotation, cellular component: GABA-A receptor complex; membrane; neuron projection. The transcript has 9 exons. The record is from RefSeq and is a predicted model, not a curated record. Gene Ontology annotation, biological process: chemical synaptic transmission; nervous system process; monoatomic ion transmembrane transport.